UCUACUACUGUUUAUAGUUAACUCAAAGUACAACUCAUCUCUAAAAGGUCCGUAUGAAUUAGCCCAGUGGGCCUAAGGUCCGUAUAAUAGAAGAUUCUUCUCUCUGGGAGAUCGAGAAGCUGCGCGAAGCGUCUGAUCGCCAACGCUGUUCAGGUGACUUGAGCAUACGGCCAUGGCGGGCGGUGGGAACUUCAUGAACAGAGUCGUGUCGUACCUCGUCAAUGAGCUUCUGGUCGAUAGCCUCGCCAACAGCCGUGCAUUCCAAAGGUUUGCUGUGAAAACAUCGAAGAGGAUUGAAGAUAUUCAAAAUAUUGCUGCAAAGAAGAAGGAACAGCUUGCUGAGCAGAUGAAGGAUUUCUCGAAGAACAUGGAAGAUUCUUUCAAAGAUGGUCGAUGAAGGGUGAUACCUGAGCGGUCGUUGGCCUGGUUUUGCAAACAUGUGUGUACAUAUGGAAUCAUAUUCCUUUCUUUCUCCACUGCCUUUAAGAGUGGAGUCAAAUUUUGAGUUUUUAAGAUUUGCAUUUGAAUGCUUUUUAUGGGAUGACAAACGCUUUCUGCCAACCACAUGUUGAAUAUAAGUCCCAGUGCAUUGAGAAAACAAAAUACAGUAUAUGAGAAUGGUUUUACUUCUAGUAACACCGACACAUUUUGCGAUAAA
Messenger RNA from Pyrus x bretschneideri (Chinese white pear), 658 nucleotides. RefSeq lists its product as uncharacterized. The record is from RefSeq and is a predicted model, not a curated record. NCBI's taxonomy places the organism in Eukaryota, Viridiplantae, Streptophyta, Magnoliopsida, Rosales, Rosaceae. The coding region runs from base 173 to 397 and encodes 74 amino acids. The transcript is spliced from 5 exons.